Molecule: messenger RNA, 1661 nt
Organism: Elaeis guineensis (African oil palm)
Lineage: Eukaryota; Viridiplantae; Streptophyta; Magnoliopsida; Arecales; Arecaceae
Source: RefSeq, a predicted model, not a curated record
UGCCAAGGAGAUGGGGAAAAAAGGAAUUGGUUUACAGCUCUCAAAAGGGCCUUCACUUCAAGCUCUAAAGAUAAAGAUAAGCUGAUCGAUGUGCCAGAUAAGAAAAACAUAAAAGAGAAGAAAAAGUGGGGAUUUGGAAGAUCAAAGCAUGGAGAGAUCAAUUCCUUUAUUCCCCUCUUCAGAAAACCAAGCAGCAUUGAGGAGAUACUGUGUGAUGCUGAGAGGGAUCAACUCCACAGGAUACAACAAGCACCGCAAAAGAAGGUUCAGCCGCUCAAGUCAAAUGCACCUGCUCAUGCACACUUGUUGGCACCUGCACCAAAACCAUUAAUCACUCCAAUCUAUGUUCAAAUGUCAGCAAUCAAAAUCCAAGCAGCCUAUAGAGGUUACUUGGCUAGAAGGAACUACCGAGCAUUAAAAGGAUUGAUAAGACUUCAAGGUGUGAUGAGAGGGCAGAGUGUGAAGCGUCAGACCGUGAACGCAAUGAAAUGCAUGCAGAUGCUUGUAAGAGUCCAAUCACAAAUACGUACGAGGAGGCUGCAGAUGAUGGAAAGCAGGAGUAUCCAACAGCACCAGACCCCACGAAAGAGUGACAAGGAAUUUGAAAGCAGCUUUGGCAAAUGGAGCAUAACUCACCAGUCAGAGGCAGGAGGCCAUGAGGAGUGGGAUGAUAGCAUGCUAACGAAGGAGGAGGUUGAUGCAAGAAUGCGAAGAAAGGUGGAGGCACUCAUCAAGAGGGAAAGAGCUCUGGCCUAUGCUUACUCUCAUCAGCUAUUCAAAGUGUCGCCCCAGUCGGCCCACGCCGUCCUGACCGAUCUCCGCUCGGGUGGCUUCCCCUGGUGGUGGAACUACCUCGAACGCCGCCUCUCCCCCGACCCGCAUCCCGAAACCCCGGCCUCUCGCCCCAUCCCCAUCCCUCGAACCCCCAUCACCCCCUCUUCCUCCUCCGCCCACCCCUAUCCGCGCCCUCUCAGCCGCGGCACCCCUCGCCCCGCCUCCGCAUCCAAGCUCAAAACCUCCCUCUCCACCUCCUCGCGCCGCUCGGACCACCACCCCUCCUCCGCCGGCCUCCGGGACGACGAUAGCCUCACCAGCUGCCCGGCCUACACGCUGCCCAACUACAUGACCCCCACCGCCUCCGCCAAGGCGAAAGUCCGCAGCUUCUUGGCCGCGGAUCACGAGGGCAAGCGCCGCUUCUCGUUCGGGCUCGGCCAGAGCAUCGGGUCGCUGCGGUGGAGCAAAGGCGGGUCGCCCUUCUCGGUGGCCAAGGACGCCGGGUCGCAGAGGAUGGGCACGGCAGGGAAGCACAAGAAGACGUUCUCGGUCGGAGGGUUGAGCGUCGACUCCACCGUCUCUUUGCCCGCCGGCGUUGGAAGAAGGCCGUUCAAAUAGCAAGUGUAGGUGUGGUAUUUGAUUGCUUGAUUUAACUUCUGUUGUUACUUACCCUUUUAUUUGGCUUUCGUUUGUUCGUGACCAUCCAAAAGAAGAAGAAGAAAAAAAAAACAGUUGAUUGAAGUGAUGCUAUGUUGGAUUUUGUUGCUUGUUUGGGGUUAGUGGUUGUAAUAAACCAUCAACAUGAGCGUGGUUGUAAUAUUUGGAAAAUAUUGGUCUUUGGUAAGCACUUGACACUACAAUCUACAUGCAAAGCGAGCUUGGAUUUU